GAGGUCCUCUGCCAAAUGGCUCUCCUGUCCUGCUUUCCCCCCACCUCUCAUCUCCCCCUUCCUCCUCCUCGGUGCGCUUCCCGAGAGCGGGCUGCAUGGUCGCGGGCGGCAGGCGACGUGUCGCGGGGGCAGACGGGCGAGGCCACACCUGGAGCGCAUGGGCGGCGACACCCAACCUCCUUCCAGUCCCCACUCCCCCCUGCACUGUUCGCCGCCGCGCCUAUUUAGGCCCCGGGAUAAGGACGGACCGAGGCCCGGUCUUGAUGCUUCUCGGCGCCUCCGUCUCACCGCAAUCCGCCCGCCAUGGUAGCGCUCUCCCGCCUCGUCGUCGGAUCUUGUCCGGUCCGGUCCGUGCGUUUCUCUAGCCGCCGAUUGACAUCUGCCCUGUAGCACCACUUGUUCUUGCUAAUCUAGGAGCAAUUUGGGCGUGGUUCUUGCUAAUCUAGGAGCAAUUUGGGACGGUAAAUCGCCGAUUGGCAAACAUCUUGUGUUCUUGCAUUUCUUUUCGGCAGUUAGCUUGCCGUGGUUCUGAUUCUGAAAUGCCCUCAAUACGUGAUGGGCCUGAGCUGUUUACCAACCUUCACUCAUUGUGAUUACCGCUUGUUCUUGAGCUGUUUACCAACAUUCACUGAUUGUGAUUACCGCUUGUUCUCGCACCUAUCUUUGUUGUUCUGAUUCUGAAAUGGCCUCAUAUGUGAUGCGUGCGGCUGUGAGCGUACGCAUUUCUGCAUCUGCCAAGAAUAAUCUUGAGGAUGUCAAAUAAUGGCAGUAACUGGUCACUCGUAUCUGUAUAAAGUUUGCUAGUAUUCGUAUUGAGAGGGGAUGUACUUCGCUGGAACUAAGAGUUGUGGAUUUUACUGGAUUUUUUAUUAUUAUUUCCUUUCUGUUGUACGUGUAUGAUGCAUCAAGUUGUAACUUUUUUAUAUUGCCCCAUCUAGGAUCCUGCCUAAUACAGUGACUAAUUUAGCCGCGCUCUUGUUAUUUUCCAGUGAAUUCAGCUCAUUAUUUCCCUAGUAUAUGUAUGCUGCUCACGAUAUCAUGUGAUGUUGAUGUCCUUGGAGGUACACGAGACAAGAUCACGGACUCAUGCGACCGAAGAAGGGAAAACUGCCCCAAAGAAACAGAAGGAAGAACACAAAGAGCAGGAAGGGGGGCAGGAGCGUCCCUCCAAGAACAAGAAGCCGGUCGAGCCUGAGGCGGAAACAAAGACCAAGAAACACAAAGGUGGGGAGUCUGAGCUAGACGGGAAGGAAAACACUACGAAAGAGUACACCGACUUCUGCAAGGCCAUCAGAGAGCACCUCCCUGCGGAGGACAUGCGCAAGAUCCUCGAAGCCAACGGGCAAGACGCUUCGGGGUCAGAAGAUGCAGUUGUUUCAAGCUGUGAGGAUAUGAUGUUUUAUGGGCCUCUCGAGAAGUGCCCAAUUUGUGGUGGUCAGCUUGAGUGCAAGGGGUGGAAAUACAAGUGCACUGGCAAAUACAGUGAGUGGGCAAGCUGCAUUUUCAGCAGCAAUAGUCCUCCAAGGAAAUCUGAUCCUAUAAAGGUGCCGGAGGAUGUCAGCAAUGAUUUUUUGAACAAGUGGCUGAAGCAGCAAGAAGGGAAGGGGUACCCUAAGCGUGAUGUGGAUGAAGAGGCCCAUAUCUUCUCGGGCAUGAUGGUUGCGCUGUCUGGACGGAUGUCACGCUCACACGCUUAUUUCAAGGAGCAGAUUCUGAACCAUGGAGGACAAGUGAAUAAUUCCGUGCUUGGUGUCACAUGUGUAGUUGCUUCUCCAGCUGAGAGAGACAAGGGAGGCUCAGGAGGAUUUGCUGAAGCACUGGAGCGUGGAACUCCUGUAGUGAGUGAGAACUGGAUAGUCGAUAGCAUUCAGAAGAAGGAAGCCCAGCCAUUGGCUGCUUAUGAUAUUGUAUCGGAUGUUGUUCCGGAGGGCAGAGGACUGCCGCUGGACAAGCUUGAUCCAAGCGAGGAGGCCAUCGAGACUUUGGCGGCAGAGCUGAAACUUGCUGGCAAAAGAUCGGUGCACAAGGACUCUAAACUGGACAAAGACGGCGGGUGUAUCUUUGAGAAGGAUGGCAUCAUCUACAAUUGUGCCUGUUCAAUUUGCGACUUAGGAUCCGAGACUAACCAGCUCUGCAUUAUGCAGCUGAUCAUGCUACCUGAAGAACACCUGCACCUUUUCUACAAGAAGGGUCCAAUUGGCCAUGAUCAGAUGGCAGAGGAACGAGUCGAGGACUUUGGUAUCCGUGUCAACGAUGCUAUCAAGGAAUUUGCCCGUCUGUUCAAGGAGGUUACUGGAAAUGAUUUCGAGCCAUGGGAGAGAGAAAAGAAGUUUGAGAAGAAGAGUAUGAAGAUGUACCCCUUGGACAUGGAUGUUGGUUUCGACGUGCGUCAUGGAGGUGCGGCACUUCGUCAGCUGGGAGCUGCAGCAGCACACUGCAAGCUUGACCCUGCCAUUUCUUUUCUUCUAAAGCAAUUGUGCGGCCAAGAAAUAUACAGGUAUGCUUUGACAGAGAUGGCCCAGGAUCUGCCUGACCUUCCUAUUGGGAUGCUUACAGAUGUCCAUUUGAAGAGAGGUGAGGAAGUGCUACUUGAAUGGAUCCGAGAUGCGGAACCAGCACCAGAGUCUCGGCUUGCCGCGGAUGCAUUCUGGAUAGAAAUAAGUAACAAGUGGUUCACCCUGUUCCCCACAACUAGGCCGUAUAUAAUGAGGGGAUUUGAGCAGAUUGCUGACAAUGUGGCCUCUGGUUUUGAGACGAUCCGUGAUAUAAAUGAUGCUUCUCAUCUUAUCGGAGAUGCUUUUGCUUCAACCUUGGAUGAUCCGCUGUCUGAAUGCUAUAAGAAACUUGGUUGUUCAAUCAACAGCGUUCCUGAAGAUUCAGAGGAUUACAAGAUGAUCGUCAAGUAUCUGGAGAAAACAUAUGAACCAGUCAAGGUUGACGACGUGGUCUAUGGUGUUUCUGUUGACCGGAUAUAUGCUGUUGAAUCCAGUGCAUUUCCUUCUUACAAUGAAAUAAAGAAGUUACCAAACAAAGUUCUACUCUGGUGUGGAACUAGAAGCUCAAACCUGCUUAGGCAUCUGCACAGAGGUUUCCUGCCUGCUGUUUGUCAUCUGCCUGUGCCGGGAUACAUGUUUGGUCGAGCCAUCGUCUGUUCGGACGCGGCAGCUGAAGCUGCUCGUUAUGGCUAUACGGCGGUGGACCGUCCGGAAGGAUACCUGGUCUUGGCAGUGGCCUCUCUGGGGGAAGAGAUCAAAGAGAUAACGGGCACACCAGGGGCCGAGGAUGUGAAAUCUCUGGAAGAGAAGAAGCCUGGCGUGAAGGGGGUGGGGAGGAAGACGACCGACGAGUCGGAGCACUUCACCUGGAGGGACGGCGUCAAGGUGCCGUGCGGCAAGCUGGUGCCCUCGGGGAACGAGGACGGCCCGCUCGAGUACAACGAGUUCGCCCUGUAUGACCCAAAGCAGGUGAGCAUCCAGUUCCUGGUCGGGGUGAGGUACGAGGAGCAGAACAUGGAGGUGGUGCCGGACGAGUGAAGGAUCCGGUGGUUCGACGGUUGCCUGUAUUCUGGAAGGCUUUAGUGGUAGUGAGCAUUUGACGGUGGUGGUGUGAUCGGUGCGGCGAUGCGUUCGGCGAUGGAGGUGGCCUGUACCCCAUUUUGGGCUGCCUUGUGGUUUCGUCGCCGCCCGCCCGCCCCUGUUUGUAGGCGCUGUUAGGAGAAACGCUUGUGGUAGCUUAUGCUGGAAUGGAAGAACAUGAUGUGCCUGGCCUGUA
Messenger RNA from Hordeum vulgare subsp. vulgare (domesticated barley), 3771 nucleotides. Its product is annotated as protein ADP-ribosyltransferase PARP3. The transcript has 17 exons. Bases 1044 to 3533 code for a protein of 829 amino acids. NCBI's taxonomy places the organism in Eukaryota, Viridiplantae, Streptophyta, Magnoliopsida, Poales, Poaceae. Gene Ontology annotation, molecular function: NAD+ poly-ADP-ribosyltransferase activity; zinc ion binding. The record is from RefSeq and is a predicted model, not a curated record.